Messenger RNA from Cherax quadricarinatus, 1845 nucleotides. The record is from RefSeq and is a predicted model, not a curated record. NCBI's taxonomy places the organism in Eukaryota, Metazoa, Arthropoda, Malacostraca, Decapoda, Parastacidae.
CUCACACCUUCUGUCACUUCCACAGUGCUCAACGUGGCGGCGGGGAAGGCGCCUAUGCAGUCUUCAGUGGCCGAGGGAGGCAUCCCGCAGAAGGCCGUGGAUGGCUCCAGUUCCAACACCUUCAGUAGUGACACCUGCACUCUGACCACCCGAGAACGACAGCCCUGGUGGUAUGUCAACUUGCUGGAGCCAUAUAUGGUGCAGUUGGUCAGACUCGACUUCGGACAGUCCUGCUGUGGUGACCAGCCAGCAACCAUCGUGGUGAGGGUGGGCAACAACCGGCCCGACCUGGCCGUCAACCCCAUCUGCAACCGGUUCGUGGGUCUCCUGGAGGAAGGGCGACCGCUCUUCCUGCCCUGCAACCCGCCCAUGCCAGGGGCCUUCGUCAGUGUCCACUUCGAGGCUCCCCCUGGCGCCCAGCUCUCCAUUUGUGAAGCUUUCGUUUACACAGACCAGGCGCUGCCUAUUGAAAGGUGUCCGUCUUUCCGCGACCAGCCUCCGGGCAGUACCGCCACCUACAACGGCAAGUGCUAUAUCUUCUACAACCAACAGCCCCGAAAUUUCGACAAUGCUCUGGAGUUCUGUCGAAGUCGAGGCGGCUCUCUGGUGGAUGAGACUAACCCGGCCCUCCAAGGUUUCCUCAGCUGGGAGCUCUGGCGUAAGCACAGGGGAGACCCGAACGGUCAGUACUGGAUGGGCGCGGUCAGGGACCCUGAAGACAUCAACAACUGGAAAUGGAUCAACGGGCGGGACGUCACAGUGUCCUUUUGGAACCUACCAGGGGGCAACGAGAAUUGUGCCAGGUUCGAUGGCACUAAAGGGUGGCUCUGGUCUGACACCAACUGCAACUUCGACCUGAACUUCAUCUGCCAACACCGUCCGCAGACGUGCGAAGCCGACGAUGGCGACUUCGAGUGGGACCGCCGGCUCUCCAACGGUACAUACACGCUGUUAACGGGAAGUCGCUACUACCUCAGCAUCGUCAGACCCUCCUUCCUUGUGUCUGAAUGUUGUGUGGGUCAUCCAACAGCGGUGACCUGUGACGCUCCUCCUCCCCUCCUUCACGGCUCCACCAACUUCUCCUCUCCUACUGUCACCGUCGGUGUCUCCGUCGCCUACUCCUGCGACAUCGACUACGUGUUGGUGGGGCCUCGCCUCAUCACCUGCACCUCUGCAGGCACCUUCAAUCAAGAGCCCCCUCGCUGCCAAGUGGACGAAGCUACUAAGCCGGACCUAACAGAAAGCCGCAGACCGGGAUCCAGGAGACCAGACCAUCCUCGCAGACCUAACCAACAGCGUCCCAGGCCUCCCUACCUCGCAGAAGUGGAGGACAACUACGUGGAGGCCAACAACCCGAGCCUGGCCACCGUCCUGCCCUCGCUUGAGGCCGGCCACGACAACAAGAUCAACAACAUCAACGACGACAGAGGUCAGAGUAUUGAUGGACCGAGCUACGACCUGAAGGAGGAAGGUGGAGCCAAAGUCACAGAGAAACUCCAUCUGGGAGGGAUCAUCGCUCUCGGUGUCUUCGGUGGCUUCGUGUUCCUGGCUGCCGUGAUCACCACUAUUGUCAUCCUGGUCAGAAGGUACCCGAGAGAGGAGCGGCAGGUGCUAGGCUCGGGAAGUGACCAUGAAGGCGACUGGUGUAGUGACGGUGAUGAUGGUGGUUGUCGUGGCGAUGGUGGUAGUGGUGGUAGCGAGGCAGGACUCUGCUACCUACACUGUCAGGAGAGGAGCUUCUUUCUCCUCGCGUAUGUCUGUGUGGAGGCGUGAACGGGCUCAUUCUCCGUGUCGGUGUAGAAAUAUGUGCUUAGCGACGUUAAACUGCACGGCAGUGUCUGUGUG